This is a messenger RNA of Cornus florida, 2651 nucleotides long. RefSeq lists its product as uncharacterized. Gene Ontology annotation, biological process: protein transport. The record is from RefSeq and is a predicted model, not a curated record. The coding region runs from base 264 to 2360 and encodes 698 amino acids. The transcript has 6 exons. NCBI's taxonomy places the organism in Eukaryota, Viridiplantae, Streptophyta, Magnoliopsida, Cornales, Cornaceae.
AGUGGAGCAGUUUCGAAGGAGCAAAGGAAUACUCUCUCUCUCUCUCUCUCUCUCUCUCUCUAAUUUUCAAACCCACUCCUCCUACUUCCUCCUACAACUGUCAUUGGUGGUUCAGUUCAUCAUCUUCUUCUCUCUACUCUUUCUUAAUUUACUAGCUAAAGAGACAUGCAUGGCACCUUCAAUAAUCAACCACCCUUUUCCACCAGCUUCAGCUAUGAUCAAAGUAAUCUUUGAUCUUCUAAACUGACACAAUCCAACAAGACAUGUUUGACAUCUUGUUUGGAUGGAGAAAAGCCUCCAAAUGCAAGAAACUAAUUAGGCGCGUUCAAUGCCGCCUCAAACUGUUGAAGAAUAAGAGAUGUUCAAUUGUCAGGCAUAUUCGCGAAGACGUUGCUCAGCUUCUCAAAAAUGGCCAUGAACAAAAUGCCAUCAAUCGGAUUGAGCAGCUCUUUAUGGAUGAAAGCAUAGUGACUGUAUAUGAUCUACUGGAUCAUUUCUGUGAAUUCAUCAUCAUCCAUCUUUCCUACAUCCGCAGACACAAGGAUUGUCCUAAUGAUAUCAAUGAGGCGGUGUCAAGUCUUAUAUUUGCAUCUGCAAGAUGUGGGGAUCUUCCCGAGCUUCCGGUUAUUAGGAAGCUCUUUGGGGAGCGUUAUGGUCAUAGAUUUGCAACGGCUGCUCUUGAAUUACUUCCGGGGAAUCUUGUGAAUCAUCAGAUAAAGGAGAAACUCUCCAUAAAGUCGGUAUCAGAUGAUGUGAAGUACAUGUUGGUGGAUGAAAUAGCUCGGAGUUGUCUUCAGUCAAGACCUUUAGCAAUCGAGUAUAGUUCUGAACUGCAACAACAGCAGGCAAACAACAAUUCUGUACAUCAAGUCCCGGAUGGAACUGAAGGAUUUCAAAUUCAUGCUUCGGAAAAUAGAGAGACUGAAGGAAAGAUCUUUCAUGUUGAUGUCUUAUCAAAAGGCAAUAAAUUUAUCAACAAACCAUUUCACUCUCACCAAGAGUCUGAUGCAAGUGGAAUUCCCACCGUUUGUUCGACAGGCUUGCACUCUUUUCCUAACACUUCGCCAUCAUCUAUGCAUAAGAAAGAAGGGAAAGUAGAAAAGUACAUCCAGCUGAAUUCUCCAUCUGAACUCACAAUUUCUGGUCAGAGUACCACCAGAAGUUCGAGUUCUAGCAUAAGUACUAAUGCUGUCACGUUGGUACUCAAGGAAGGGAACAUGGCUGCAGAGUCUUCUUCCGAAAGUUCAUCCCAAUUGCCAGAGGAAAUGAUAUACCUCGAUGACAUUGAGGAGUUCCAGUCUCCCACAAGUAAAGACGUAAAGUGCCAGGAUCAAAGACUAUUUAUGUUCAAAUCACCUGUUCUUCACAAUAGAGAGAAGUUUGAUUAUGGUUCAAAAGAAGAUUAUAUAGAGCAAUCUAAAUCAUGGAAUGAAAAUGUCAACUCAAGAAGCUCUACGAAGAGCGGGAGGGCAGCUGGAAAGAGGUUAAGGAGAAGAUCAGUUUCUCAGGAAAGUAGUAGUGUGACGGAUGUAGAAUGUGAACUUUAUUAUGGCAAGUCAUUUGAGAAUUCCCCAAAUCUAAACUGGAAAUCUCAUCACUGCAAAAUGUAUCAGAAGAAUAUUCAAAUGGAUGAAAGCCAGGAAUCAUAUAAUGCAGAAGAAAGAGUAGAACAUCAUCCCUGCUGCACGAAAAGGGGAAGCAGCUUUAAGACCGGCAAGUGUAGAUAUGAUCAGAUGAAAUCAUGCUACACGGGGGGCUUUAGAAGUGAAAAAGUCAAUGGCUGCAGCUUGGAAAAUCCAUGUUAUUUCUGUGUUAGUGAAUAUAAAGAAGAUUGGGAAAGUCCACCAUGGAAGCAAAAGAGGAGAACGACAACAUUGGAGGAAUUUCAAACUCAUUAUGCCAAAGAAGGAAAAAUGCAGCAUGACAAUUGCUAUUGUUGCUGUUCUUGCAAAGGAGAACAACAUGAUCAGGAAAUGGGAUUGGAUUUUGUUCCUCAGAAACCAAGAAGAAACUUUCAAAGUGUUGGUACAAUGAGCAACAAAUUGACCUACCAAGAUCACUGGCCUAAUAAGCAAGGCAAGGAAGUGGAAGGAGGAGGUAGACAUAUUGAUUCUAUAUGCUCUGGCUCGAAAUUGGCUAGUCCUCGGACAAGAAAAGAAACACAGCCACCAUAUUUUAGGGCCAUGACUAUGCCUCCUGAACGGCCGAAAGAUGGUUGCACUGAUAACAUUGUGAGGUCCAACUCAUUCCCAUUUGAACAGCCUUCUCCCCAUGUCCAUCCAAAGUUGCCAGACUAUGAUGAAUUAGCAGCUAAGUUCAGGGCUCUCAAGAAAGCAAAUUCGCAAAAUAAGCAUCUCUGAAGCUGCUAGAGACGUGAACCGAGCAUGAUGCCUUCUGCACUGGAUCAGAUAUUCAGAUGUCUAAUAUUUAUUCCGAUAUUUGUCUCAUUUAGCUGUCCAUUUUUCCCAUGUUAUGAUCAGUAGAAUUACCUUCUUAAUUACUUAUUAAGAAUGGGAUGAUUUGUUUGGAACGAAAUGAUUUGUAUGAUGACAAUGGUUGCACAAGAAGUUCAGAGGAAUUCUUUAUUUUAUUUUUUACAAAUGAAAUGUUGAAAGCAAAUAUAAAGGAGUAAAAAGUUGCUUUUAUGAGUU